UCCCUCAGAAAACAUCCUUUCUUUUUUAACAUCCUCCAUUUCCAUACUCCUUCCUGUUUUUGGUAAACCACUUUAGGUUACCAAAAUGCUGCUACCUCUUCUUCAACCCUCUUCAUAGACACCAGAAAGUCACCCAUUUCUUCUCAUCAACUCUUCUUCUUCUUCUUCUUCUUCGUCCACCUUGUUUUCCUUGGGAAGAUGAAGAGGUCUCCGACUCCUUCCUCUUCUUCUUCUUCAUCUUCCUGUAUUGGCCCUGACAUUCCCCACCAAUCAGACAAGCUCAAGGCAAAGCGUGUUCGAAAAACUCACAACCCAGACAAAUUCCUGCAGAAUGCCAAUGGCUCUGCCGCCGCCGCCACUGGCGGCGGCGGUCGGAGAAGCUCAAUUUACAGAGGAGUCACCAGGCAUAGAUGGACGGGGAGGUUUGAAGCUCACCUGUGGGACAAGAGCUCCUGGAAUAACAUUCAAAACAAGAAAGGACGACAAGUUUAUUUGGGAGCAUAUGAUAAUGAAGAAGCUGCUGCUCAUACUUAUGAUCUCGCCGCCCUUAAAUAUUGGGGCCCUGGAACAACUUUGAAUUUUCCGAUAGAAACCUACACGAAGGAGCUUGAAGAAAUGCAAAAUGUUACCAAGGAAGAAUACCUGGCAUCGCUCCGCCGCCGGAGCAGUGGCUUUUCCAGAGGAGUCUCUAAGUAUCGUGGGGUGGCUAGGCAUCACCAUAACGGGCGGUGGGAGGCCAGAAUUGGCAGAGUUUUCGGUAACAAGUAUCUAUACCUUGGAACUUAUAACACACAGGAAGAGGCAGCAGCAGCAUAUGAUAUGGCAGCCAUAGAGUACAGAGGAGCUAAUGCAGUGACAAAUUUUGACAUCAGUAAUUACAUUGACCGCUUAAAGAAGAAAAUCCCUGGCUUCAAUGUCCAUAGCUUGGCUGAAUCAGAGGCACUCCCCAACUGUUGCACUAGAUCAGAAGUAGAGGUGGAGCAACCGCCGCCGCCGCCACAAAAACAGCAAGAAGAAAUGGUUUUAGAGCAGCAGCAGCCUCAUUAUACACAGCUCCCUCCUUGCAUGGACACUACUUCUUCAAUGGAGGUUCUGGACCCUGCAGCCAACGAGCAGCACCCGUGGAGCUUUAUCGACACGGGUUUCGCUCCGCUCACAGUUCCUGACCUCCUGCUCGGAAAACCAUGUGAGUUGACAGACCUGUUCGAUCACGCAGCAUUUGAGGAUGACAUUCAUUUGAUAUUUGAAGCAGCAUCUAAUCAAGAUGAUGGAAACAACAUGAAUGGGGCUGAGGUUGUUGGUGUCUCAAGGAGCAUGGAGGAGGACAAUGUGCAGGAUAGGUUGUUGUUGUCUUCUUCUACUUCUUAUUCACCAUCUUCUUCAACAACAACAUCGGUUUCUUGUAUCUAUUCUGCUUGACUGUUUUUUGGUCUCUUAGGAGGUUUGGGAUUGUUGGGAUUUGUUUAAGUUUGUUGGUGGGAUCUGUUCUGGGUAGGCAGAUUGGAAAGAUUCUGAAUGUCUUUGGCUUCGUCUUUCCUGUUUUCAUUUCUUUUAUUCAAAAGUAAAAAGUAAAAGGGG
Molecule: messenger RNA, 1578 nt
Organism: Corylus avellana
Lineage: Eukaryota; Viridiplantae; Streptophyta; Magnoliopsida; Fagales; Betulaceae
Gene: WRI1
Product: Integrase-type DNA-binding superfamily protein
Biological process (GO): regulation of DNA-templated transcription
Molecular function (GO): DNA binding; DNA-binding transcription factor activity
Source: RefSeq, a predicted model, not a curated record